Messenger RNA from Salvelinus namaycush (lake trout), 905 nucleotides. Its product is annotated as transmembrane protein 230-like. Lineage: Eukaryota; Metazoa; Chordata; Actinopteri; Salmoniformes; Salmonidae. Gene Ontology annotation, biological process: synaptic vesicle transport. Gene Ontology annotation, cellular component: endomembrane system; synaptic vesicle. Bases 200 to 565 code for a protein of 121 amino acids. The transcript has 4 exons. The record is from RefSeq and is a predicted model, not a curated record.
GCAGCCACGAAUACGGGGAAACAAGGACGCAGACAGAGGGCUUGGUGAAGUUCUGUAGAUAGAAAACAAGUGAACAAAACACUGUAGCUAUUUGAAAAGUCUAUCACUACCGCGAAAUGAGCAUUUAUUGGGGAAAAUAGUAUUACGUUGAUGUCACUUAUUAUUUUGCGUCCAGCAGUAAUACAGCCCCUGUCUUGUAAUGAUGCCUGCACGCAGCACUGUUGCUGGUGGUGGGGUAUCCAGUAACAAAGUUAAGUACUCAAGACUAGCUGGCGAUGAGGAUGGCUACAUUGACUUGCAGUUCAAGAAAAGCCCUCCCAAAGUUCCCUACAAGGCUAUUGCCCUGGCUACAUUCCUCUUCCUGAUUGGCUCCUUACUGAUUGUAAUCGGUGCGCUUCUUCUUGCAGGAUCAAUAGAAGUUUCGCACCCGGACCGUACAGUUCCAGUCCUCAUAAUUGGAAUCCUUGUGUUCCUUCCUGGAUUCUACCAUUUACGAAUCGCCUACUACGCCUCCAAGGGUUACCGCGGAUACUCCUAUGACGACAUUCCAGACUUUGACGACUGAGCCACCCUUUUGCCCCUCUUAGCUGCAUGAGAGACUGUUUCAUUUACCUCGAGUAUCUCCCAGACUGAGAAACAGCAUCACCAAGUGGCUUAACUUUACUCUCUUUGUUUUAUUGCAUAUCACAUGUGUGCAAUGCGACUCUGGCUUUCAACUUAACAGUAUUUAUUACUGAUAGAGCAUUAUAGAUUAUGCAAGAGUAUUUAAGAUAUGCAAGGCCUGUUAUAUAUUUAUGUCAUGACUAUCUGUAAUGCUCUCUAAAGAUGUGUGAUUGGUUGUAAAAGAGACUAUCCAGUUUACGUUACAUAUUUCUGAUAAUAAUAAAAUAAACGAUCCAAUGGCA